This is a messenger RNA of Symsagittifera roscoffensis, 3809 nucleotides long. Its product is annotated as restin homolog. Lineage: Eukaryota; Metazoa; Xenacoelomorpha; Acoela; Convolutidae. The transcript has 2 exons. Bases 140 to 3613 code for a protein of 1157 amino acids. The record is from RefSeq and is a predicted model, not a curated record.
UGCGCAUAUUCAUUUUAUUAGUUGAAGAAAAUUUGUAGAUCGGUGUGGUUUAAAUUAAAAAGCAUGCAUUUAUUGAGCUAAUCAUAGAAAACACGCCAGUUCGCUUUACUUGAGUUGCAUAUAAAAACGAAAAUAAGCGAUGAUCUCAGAUUCGUUUAUUGAUAAAAUGGAAAAGAAAUUAAACGACCUUCAAUCCCGUCAAAAGCAACACGACUUAACACGGAGACCUGACAUCGGGGCCCAAUCAAGCUUCUCUGCAGUUCCCAAAUACCCACAAUCCCCAGUUGGCGCCGAUUCGACUCGUAAGUACUCGGAUUUGCAGAAACAGAUGGACCAAAUGCUCGGAAUGGUCCGAAGUGAGACCGAGAAUGUUCGGAGUCUCGAGUCGCAAUUGCAUAACCGAGGAGUCUCGGGAACUUCGGGACCCCAAAUGCCUCCGCCACCGGCAACUAUGACAAUGCCAAAGUUCGAAGCUCCACCGGUACAACCGCAAGUAACGUUCCAAGCUCCUAGUGGUUCUGCUUCGCGAGCUUUCGGUGGUAUGGGUGGCUCAAUGCCGCAGCUUAAUUCUGUACAUAUGCAACCAUCCAUGCCCACUUUUGGAAUGAAUUCGAAAGAUUUCGAGCGCCAAUUGAGUUCCUUGCUGACCAGAAGCCGAACAGGCGCGAACGGCGAUGGUAAUUCCGAAAUCAAAUCUGAACUCGAGGCUGUUAUAACCGGUUUAACCGACUACUUGAACCACAUGCGCCACGAGCUAGAACGACUUCGCAAAGAAAACGAACGACUUAAGAUUCAAUUGGCUGAACAACAAGUUAAAUUUCAUGAUUCCGAAAACGAGAAACAAGCUAUCGCUAACGAAAAACACGAGCUCGAAAAAAUACAAGACCAAGCGAGAGAACUGAUGGCGAAACUGCAGAAUACCGAACGAUCAAACGAAGAUCUCAGACGAGAGUUAGAAAAAUAUCCAAACUUUCAAAGUUUAGAGCAAAUGAAACAAUCAGAAAGAGAACUGCAUGCUUUGAAAAGCACUGCCGCCCAGCAAAAAGAAGAUUUCCACGCUGAAAGGGAAAAUUUGGCAUCUCAGCUCAAAAAUGAAAAACGAAAAUCAGAGGAGCUGCAACGUCGGCUGUAUGAAAUGGAAAAAUUGGACAAAGAAUACAACAACUUACAAAUUCAGUUCGCAUCUAUUCAAGCCACUAAGGACUCAUUGCGUGAACAGCUGAACAAUGCUCAACAUGAUUUGAAAGUUCACAUUGAUUCAGCCUUGAAACCAGAAGAUUUGUUACGUCAUAUUCAGGAAAUGACCUUGAACGUUGAAAGACAAAGCGGAGAUUUGGUACCAUACCAUGAACAUGAUUUGGCGGGAAAAGCGUUGUCUGAUUUGCAAAAAGUGUUAAAUGGGAAAUUUAGUGAGAAUAAGCGUGAAAUGGAGAACUUGCAGAACCUAAUUAACUCUUUGCAACAAGAUAACAAAGAGAUGGACGAGAGUUUGAGAAACGAGCAGGAAAGGCACCGGAAAACGAAAGAGUAUUCGCAAACUCAAAGACAACAAGACAAACACCAGUUUGAUGAAAAGGUCAAGCAAUGGCAGGACGAAAUCAGAAAGGUCAAAGAAAGGUCAGAGGUCGAUCGAGAGCAGUAUGAACAAGAGCUGCACCGUCUGGACGCCGAGAGACGAGAACUUGAAAGCACGAUUCGCGAAUUAGAAAAGAACCAUUUAAGGAAAGAACUCGCAGAAUCCGAAAAAUUCCAUCGCCUGCAAAACGAAGUGGCAGAUUUGAAAGAUAUCGUCAAAACGACCAACGAUUCUCAUAAUAACCAAGUUAUGGGCUACGAGAAGCAACUUUCGGACUACGAGCACAAACUAGAAGCGAAGGAAAUUAAAUGCCAUGAUUUGGACAAAACGUGUGGUUUGCUGGAGCGAGAUUUGACGAAAUGUCAACUCGAGGCCGAACAAUUGCAGCGUCAAGUUUCAGAUUUGAAUGAGAAACUAACGCACGAACAAAGAGUAUGCGAUAAACAUCAGGACGCUAUCGAAAACUUGAAAAACGAGGAGGCAAAACUGAAAUCGGUCAUCAAAGUUCAGAAAGAAGACAUCUCUAAGUUGAGUCAACUGUUCGAAAAGGCGCUCGAAGGUGGAAUUCAUAAUGAGGAGGUGGGAAAACUGACUCUAGAAGUCGGCAAUUUGCAAGCUUAUAUAACCGGGCAAGACGAAACAAUCCGGAAAAUGGCCGAAGAUUUAAGAAAAGCCGAGUUGGCAGCGCAACAACCUCGGUUUAUUAAAGAUUCGGAUUCGGGAGAAGUCGUGAGAACUGACGAUACGAAUGCAGGUCUCUAUUGCAACGUAUUAGAGCAUCACAAACUUGAAGAUUAUCUGGCAGUUUUGAAAAAUAAACUGGAGAAAACUUCCAAGGGGAAGAAAAUUGACACGAGUUUGAAACGACAGACAAAAGAACUCGAUAACGUUUUGUCACAAUUGGACAAAAGCAAAGCUGAGUUGGAACAAAUUGAUGACCAGUUCAAAAACGUAAACAAGAAGUACAAGGCGACUGUCGAGAGGAUUGAGCAGUUUCAAAGGGCGCUCAGUGGGGUGACCUUAAACCCAGAUAUUUUGGACUACUUCAACGGAAAAGGUAACUCACUUUUGCCGCGAGAAGUCGCCGAAGCCUUGCACAAACAUGACAGAGUCAAAGAGGAGCUUCAAACUACUGAAGAGAACUUAAUAGAAAGGAAACAAGAAUUGGAAGUUGCUGAACACAAAUUGAAGGAAAUCGAAACGCAGAGCACAACAGUUGAAGAAAGGACAAAAAGCGUGAUGAAAGUUUACAGCGAGACUAAAAAACAACUGAAUAAAUCUCAAAGUCAGGCUAAGAAGCUCAUUCAGCAAAUGACAGCAACAAGUAGUGAGCUUAAUCAAGCUUCUUCUGCUUUGAAUUCGCUUAAAGGCGAAGUUGAAAUUCUGGAGAAGAAGAAAUCAGAAGCUGAAGCCGAUUUGAAAGAUAUCAAUAAAAUCAUCGCCAAAAAGAACGACGAGUUUCAUACAGUUGAACAAAAAAGGCUUCGAGCUAAGGAGAGCGCAGAUGACAUUCGAAGCACAGAAGAUGAACUUUUCGGUCAUUUAAAAGCGAGUGAAAAGGCUCUCAUAGAGCGCAAGAACGAGCUUCAAAUGCUCGAGACUCAAGCUCAAGAAGAAGCGAGAUCUAUCCAAGAGAUCGAAACCGAAAUUAUCCGAAAGAAAUCCGAGUUGCAGAGUGUGAAAGACGAGCUUUCUUCGAAGCAAGCCGAACUGACAGUGGUGCUGAAAGAAGCCGAAGACAAUAUGAACAAAAAGACACGCGAGUUGAAAGACUCCAAAGCCGACUUGGAUACUCUGCAAGUCGAAAUGAAUGAGUACGAUUCGCUUAAAAACGAGAAGCGCCGAGAGUUGAAUGAGAUACGAGAAGCAUUAAACUCGGAAGAAAACAACCACAGGAAUCUGCAAGACUCGAUUUCGACGAGUUCAAAGGAGUUGAAGCAACUGCGAGAGAUGAUUGGAAAAGAGAAAGCGGAACUGGACUCGCUUAGAAACGACAGGAAUGAUCUGCUGUCUACAAAUAUUAACCUCGAUUUCUAAAGAGACACAACUUGUGUAGAAAUAUCAACUAAAUAAAUCCAAUUUAAUUCCCUUUUCUUGAAAAAAAAGUAAUUUACUUCGGUUAUUUUCCAUUCACUGGAAACUUAACGAGUCGAAAUCUGAGACACAGGAGAGAUAUUCAUUAUUAUUGAAGUCAAGAUAUAUCUAUAAUCAGUGAAUUAAUUUUGAAAUAUGA